AAAAAAAUUAAAAAAAAACAAUUAAAAAUAAAUAAAAAUUUGUUUGCAGCAACAACAAUAGCAAAUAACUGACCCUACAAACGUGAAAACUUGAGAAAUACUACAAAUUACAACAAAAACAACACAACAAUAUCGGCCCAAAAUAACUUAAAACUAAAUGAAAUUAAAAAACCAAUCAAGCAAAGUUAUUGAAAUGUCAAAGUAAGUGAGCUGCUAGUCAAUCACAGCAAAUAAUUGCAACAAAAACAAAAAAACAAGCAUACGCGCGCGCUAACUUAUUUGCUUGGCUCCCUUGACUACCGCUUGCAAAGACAAACAAAUACAAGAAAACAACAAAACGCACACACAUACAUACACACACAGAGCUACAAACCGACACACACAUACAUAAAUAAAUUGCGGUAAAUAUGAAUAGCUGUCAAUGUCAGGUGCAUCAACCUAAAAGGCUUGUUUAAUUACAAGGCAGACACAGCGUAAAAGUGAAUAAAAGCAAACACAAACAACUACAAUAACAAAGUAAAUUGUAAAAAACAAAAACACCAGCAAUAACAAAGUAAAUUAUAAAUUCGUAAAUAACUAAAAAGGGCAGCGAACAAAUGCGCCAAAAGGCGUAAGGAAAACCCAUACUAGUGAGACACUAAGUUAAAGAUACAACAAUAACUACAAACACAUUGCAACAACAACACAGCCAACUGCAGCAUUAGCAAGCAGACAGUGGCAAAUCAAUUUCACAAAUUAAAAGCACCCAGCAUGCGCUUGAAGUGAGCACCACCGAAAAGAGAGAAAAAAAAAUAAAAUUACAACUGAGCCCACUGUACACGAACGCUUUGCAGCAACAAAGAAAAUGGCCACACCAACAGUUUGCACAAGUCCAGUGAGAUGGACAAAAACGAAAGCCACAAACAACACAAAACCUACAACAAAUACGAAAAUGAAACAAAUACGUCAUAAAAGGCCACAACCGCCAAACAGAACAAUAACACCAACAACAACAAGUUUGACGCGUCUAAAGUUGUCUUCGCUCACACCAACAACAGCGCUGCUGCUCGGCACACUCACACUGCUGAGUUUACACGCACAAACGCAAGCCUUCUGUCCCUCGAAAUGUCAGUGCCUCAGCGGCGAAGCGAACAGUCGGGCAUACUGUGUGGACGCAGCGCUCGAAGACGUGCCCAUACAGUUGAAUCCCGAAACGAAAUACAUCAAUUUGACGCGCAACAAAAUACGCAAUCUCGAAUUUACGCUGCCAUUUUAUAUGAAACUCGAAGUGCUCGAUUUGUCGCAGAACAUCAUCGAUACGCUGGGUUCGAAAAAUUUCGAAUUCCAAAAGGAUAUGCGCACAUUGAAUUUGAGUCGCAAUUCGGUGAGCGCUUUGCAAAAAGAUGCCUUCCGCGGACUGAGUAAUUUGCUGGUGCUCGAUUUGAGUUAUAAUCGCAUUGAAGUGGCGGAUGCCAGCGCUAUGAGUGAUCUCACUUCACUGAUUAAACUCGAUCUGACCAAUAAUAAUAUUGUGAGUUUAGAGGAUAAUUGCUUUCAUAAUAUGAUCUCGCUGGAGAUUUUGAAAUUCAAGAAUAAUCAACUCUUGGAUGUGCCAUCGAAUAAUUUGCAGCAUUUGCAUGCGCUCAAAUCCCUGGAUUUAUCCGAUAAUCUAGUGGAAUAUGUACGCAAUGAUAGUUUCGAAGGUCUGCGUGAGUUGGUGAUGCUCACGAUGCGUGGGAAUGUGAUAUCCGAGUUGGAUUUGAGCGCUUUUGAGGGUCUGACUGCGUUAAAGCAUCUCAAUUUGGCUGAUAAUAAUUUGACGAUGGUGCCUACACAACAGCUCUCAAAGUUAUCGAAUCUCACAUAUUUGUCGUUGAGCGGUAAUCGGUUUACGCAGCUGCCCGCGGUUGCUUUCAUGAACCUGUUUCAUUUACGUGAAUUGCAUUUGAACCGCCUGGAUCAUCUCAAUCGUAUAGAUUCAAGAGCCUUCAUCGACAAUACGCAUCUACAAGCAUUGCACCUCACCAACAACCUACAACUAUACGACAUUCCCAUGCGACUGUUCCAAGGCAAUCCCAACGUACUCGAAAUCUACAUGCAAGGCAACAGUCUGCAAACACUCUACUCCGCACAAUUCCCCGUCGACCAGCUGGAGCGUCUUUAUCUUGGCGAUAAUCCACUGCAAUGCAAUUGCUCGCUACUCUGGCUAUGGCGUUUGGUUACCGGAAAUUUCGAUGGCGAGGCCAACAACGCAGGUGGUGUGCAUGUUACACACAGUCAAGGUGAAGCGGCUGUUGCAGCGCUGGGCACGGCUGAUGCCGAUGUAGUGUCCGCAGCCGCAGAGGCUUAUGUCGCACAACAAAGGCCUACACGGGUUAGUAGCAGCAGCAGCGGCUCCAGCGGCUACCUACAACUCGACAUAGAACGCAUUGGCUGCGAUAUCUGGCAGGAUAAUGUACGCACGCGCCGCCGUCUAGUGACCAUGUCCGAGGGCGAUAUCACUUGCCCCGCGCAUAUUGUCACCAUUGUGUGUGCGAUUUUUACGCUGCUGCUCGUCUUCGCCAUCGGCGCCAGCAUCGUCUUUUAUCUGCGCUUCGUGAAGCGUCGACGGAAGCUGCUACACGAUCGUUCGCUCACACGUUCGGGCAAAUCAAUUGUCAAUGUACACGAUCGCAUACUGCAACAUCAACCGCUGAGCACCGGCGGCGUACUGGGCAUGAGCGUUGGUGGGCUCACCUAUCCACAUCACACGCUACAACAACAAGGUGGCACACAUCAUGCCAUGUUGCCGCUACACCCGCAUGAGUACCAGCAAACGCUGCCAGCGCAAGUGGACAAACUGGAAUUGGAACGAUAUCUAGCGGCGCAGGCGAUCGCCAACGAGUAUCGUGCCUUGAAGCCGUGGGAGUUGCCGCCCGUAAAGGAUGCGAAUGCCUACAGCGAUGAACCGGAGCACUUGUAUGAGAAGUUCGACCACUACGACUAUCCGGACAUGCAAACGUUGAGCAAAUCGAAGCAGGCGACUCUAAUGUCCAACACUGACGGUUGCAACACCAACAACAGCGCUAAUGGUGUGGUGCUGAUGGGUAAGGGUGGCGCUGGCGCUGGUGGCACAGCGGCUAAGCCGCAUGUGGUCUACGUAUGACUCCCGGGUGGACAAGUCGGCGGCGGCGUCGACGCAAUGGGUAGUGCAAGCAACGAGUGCGAGGGCGUAGAGGCCGAAGGCGAGCUGCGCUAUUGCCUCAACAACAACUAUAGUAGUUAUAUGAAAUUAGUUUAGAACGUGGCAGUUGGCGUAGUAGAGGUGGGGCAGGUUGAGAAGCGGAAGAGUAGCGGAAGCUGGCUAAACAGGCGGCGUUGCAAGCGAAAGCGUACGAAUGCAAUGGAGUUGCUACUAAUGACACGAAAUUAAAUCAAAUGCGAAAACUGUUAAGUGUAAGCAGUAAGCCGAGUAGGUUUGGAUAAAAAAGGAAACAAAACAAAAACAAAAACAAUAAAUGUAUAAACCACACUAAAAUCGUACGUUAGCAGCGAUGAAUCGAAACAAGGGUAUAUUUGUUAGCAACUAAGUUACAAACACAAGCAUACAUACAUACAUACAUACACCAAUAAUAGUAACACCGCAAACGUUAGGCAUUAUUAUUCGUAAUAUCUCGUACAUCUACGAACACCUAAUUUCCUGUUAACCUUAAGCGUUUAAGUAUAUAAAAUAUAUAUAUUUGCAUAAGCGUAGCAAGAAACAACAUUAAAUGAAACAAGGGAUACGUAUAGUGUUAUAUAAUAGCUAAAUUACAAUAAGUAAAUCACGAACAAAAUACUAAAAUUACAAAACGUAAGAAAACUUCGAGUACUAUGCAGUUAAAAUUAAAUUCAACAACAUUAUAGCAACACAAAAUAAUAUUGAAGAAAUGUUAACAUUUAAUUGAUAUUCAUAAAUAUACACAAAUAUUGUAAAUGACAAGCGAAAGUUUAAGCGCAGCAUGAGUGAAGUGACAUAAUAAAUUAAAAUGAACAUUUAAUAUUUGACGAACCUAUUUUUGUAACACUCUUAAUACCAAAAAAUGUGGUUUACAGCGCUCCGUGUUGUAGACCACAUUUGAAGAAAUUUUUUGUUUCUAUCUAUUUUCGAUUUUUUGGCACGUGAGAGUAGAUUAAAACGACUUUUUUUGCUUGUAAAUUGAAAUUUCCCACCCUGUCAAAACAAUCGGUUACACAUCGGUUAGUGCUUACCAAUGCUACCAGUUAAAUAACGAGUAAAAUAACUAGUAAAAUAUUACUUUUCUUUACAAUUGAAUUCCGAAUCUCGAAUUUUUUCUCUGCACCUGUUAGUAUAUGCUUGUAAAUUGAAGUUUUCCACUCUGGUGACACAAUUGGUUAUACUUUUUAGUGCUAAGUCAUUAUUAGCAGAUAAAUAAACAUUAAAAUAUUACCUUUGCUCCCAAUUGAGUUGAUACUGCUAUGUCUAGAGAUGUU
This is a messenger RNA of Bactrocera tryoni, 4452 nucleotides long. Its product is annotated as nyctalopin. The transcript is spliced from 4 exons. The record is from RefSeq and is a predicted model, not a curated record. Gene Ontology annotation, cellular component: plasma membrane. Bases 845 to 3124 code for a protein of 759 amino acids. Lineage: Eukaryota; Metazoa; Arthropoda; Insecta; Diptera; Tephritidae. Gene Ontology annotation, molecular function: protein binding.